Molecule: messenger RNA, 3546 nt
Organism: Paramormyrops kingsleyae
Lineage: Eukaryota; Metazoa; Chordata; Actinopteri; Osteoglossiformes; Mormyridae
Gene: mdm4
Product: MDM4 regulator of p53
Biological process (GO): regulation of cell cycle; negative regulation of apoptotic process; protein ubiquitination
Cellular component (GO): nucleus
Molecular function (GO): ubiquitin-protein transferase activity
Source: RefSeq, a predicted model, not a curated record
AUACUAAUGUUCGAGCGCCGUUUUUCCUAGGCAGACUCGAACUACGCAUGACAUUUAUAGUUAGGUGGUUGUUCCUGUACCUCUAAUCAUUUGCAUAAAUUUAAACAGUUUCCAGACGGAUUGGUGUUACAAUGUAGUAGAAAUGCGAUUUUAAUCAUUCAACGUGGCGUAAGAUACAGCUCGAAUCACGAAUUACACCCAUUACAGACUGGUAGCAGUAUGCUGCUAAAGAGCUAUCUCACUGCCCAAUAUGACCACACUAUCAAACGCAUCCCAGUAUCCAGGAUCAAGUUUGACAUGCAGGCUACUACCAGGAGAUGGGACACAGGUCCAGCCCAAGGCAGCGCUCCUUCAGCUUCUAUGUUUGGCUGGGGCCCAAGGCGAAACAUUUACACUAAAAGAGGUGAUGCACUAUCUGGGUCAAUAUAUCAUGGUGAAGCAGCUUUAUGACAAGCAGAGGCAGCACAUUGUGCACUGUCAGGAUGAUCCUCUUGGAGAGCUACUGGAAGUUGAAAGUUUCUCUGUCAAAAACCCAAAUCCAGUGUAUGAGAUGCUGAAGAAGAACUUAAUCAUUCUGAAUAAUGCCGACGCUGCAAAGAAUCUUUCUGUCGACAAGGAUUCUAAUGAGCCUACGAGUGAAGAUCCUGGUCAGACCUCCAGUGGUCCAUCCGAGUUGGGCCGGGCACCAGCGGGCUCUGGAUUAAGCACAUCCAAUACUACAUCACAGCGCAGACAGAGAGAGCCAGAUGGAGAGUCUCUUGAUGGUGUCCCUAGGUCUGCUUGCAAGCGGCCAAAGCUGGAUGUUAGUCUGGAUGAAUGGGAUCUGACAGGGCUGCCAUGGUGGUUCCUGGGUAACCUGCGGAGUAACUAUGCCCGAAAGAGCAAUGGAUCCACAGACCUCCACACAAAUCAAGAUGAAGACACGGCCAUAGUGUCUGACACCACGGACGAUCUUUGGUUCUUGAACGAAGCAGAGAGUGAGCAGGUGAGUGUAGAGAUGAAGGAGACUGUGCUUCAUCCGGGGAGUGACGGCGAGCUGCAUGAGGAAGAAGAAGGGGCAAAGGAGGACAAGGAGAUGCAAGAAGAUUUAGAUGAGGACUCCCAGUGCCUGAGUGAUGAUACAGAUACAGAGAUCUUGACCCAGGAUGCUUGGCAGUGCACCGAAUGUCGGAAGUGCAACUCUUCACUGCAGCGGUACUGCAUGCACUGCUGGGCUCUGCGUCGGGACUGGUACAAGGACUGUCCCCGCCUCGCUCAUGCUGUAUCUGUGCCUGACCUGCCCAUCACCAGCAGCAGCCAGGAGGCUGCCAAGAGUAAUGAUGAUAUCGAUGUGCCUGACUGCCGGCGGACGGUGUCUGACCCAGUGAUCCUUCCCUUGCAUAGUUCUCUCAACCGACCACUUUCCUACAGCAAGGACAGGAGUUACUUACAACUCCCAGGUAACCCAAAACGGGGUGGCUCGGAGGGCCCGGGGAGCUCAGAAGGGGACAGCCAGGACAUGUUGGAGAUGGAGAUGGAUGAGCGGCCGGAGGCCCUGCUGGAGCCCUGCAAGCUAUGUCGUGUGAGACCCCGCAAUGGCAACAUCAUCCACGGCCGCACGGCACAUCUCAUCACAUGCUUCUCCUGCGCUCGCAAACUGCACAAGUUCCAUGCUCCCUGCCCUAGCUGUGGCCAGAUUAUCCAAAAGGUCAUUAAGACCUUUAUUGCUUAGUGGAAAAGCAAUGCCCACUUUACUUUUGCUUUGUUUACCUUUUUUGAGAUGGUUGAAUUAAGGUAUAUAUCUUUACUUUAUUUGAUCCUCUAAAGGGAAUUGCAUCCUAUGUUUGCCAAGCGCCACCCUUGAUAUGUUAAAGGUAAUUUAUAAGAUAUUUAUUUAUUUAUUUGACACUUUUAUAAUUGUUUUCCUGACAUUGGGGUAACUGCAGCAUUUUUUUCUACAGAUUAUAGAUAUUUUACUGCAGAUUUCUUUAGCAAUCAAAAGUAUUUGAUCAUUUUAAUCGUAUAUUGAUGAAAAAUAAAAAUUACUCAUACAUAGUUACAUGCAAGAAGGAGCUGUGUUUUUUCUAAUGACUAUAUUCUUUUUGAUAAACAACACUACAAAGCUUCAAGCUUUCAGUCAAUAUUGGCAAUUAGGCAGUUGUAAGGUUCAAUAUCGUGAUGAAAAUAAGUAUUGGUGAGUUCAUUUGCCGUUAUAGUAGCCUGCCUCAGUGCUAACUAGUCUCUGUAUUGACUAGCUUACUGUAUAAUAUCAAGUGGCCAUGGUGUGAAUUGUAAUAUGCUGUCCUGGUGCGGAUCAAGUCGCUUUGUUGAUUAUCAUGUCAGUGUUAGUGUGAGCGCAUGCUGUCCAGUGUGUAUGUUCUGUCACACAUUGUGUUUCUUUGGAUUGGCUCCAGGCUUAAUAAAAUAGUUAUUGAUAUAUAUAUAUAACCUGUUAGGAUAAAAUUAUAUAGGUUGGACCAAAUCCCAUCUCCAAAAGUUAAUUAUCUGUCAGGGAAUGUCUUCUACAGUUAAGGACUAAAUUGUUAACCCCCCCUUUCUGAAAUUUCAAAACAGCCUUUUUAGCUUUUCAAGGAAAUUACUAGUACCAACAAAUUUACAAGAUAAUUACUUCCAAAAGAAGAGAAAUUCUUUGCAUCUCUAGAUCUUCUGCUAAAAUUGAUGAAAUUUUAAUGACGUAUUAUAUUUUAAUGAUGUUUUUUGAAACAAAAAUGACCAAGCCAAAAUUAUUACCCAUCUGACAAUUAAGUCAAUAGUGUACCCAUUCUGACUUACAUUUGGGGGCAGCCUCUUACUGUAUAUCCUAACAAUGUUGACAAAUGUCUCUUGAGGGAUCUUAGCCAGUCCCUCUAUAGCAGAUUGCUCCAGCUCAUCCACAUGAGAUGAUUUGAGCAUAAACCUCAACCUUGAGAUCCCACCAAAGAUUCUCAGUGAAAUUGAGAUCUGGGCUUUGAGAAGGCCACUCCAGGACCUUGAUUUUGGUGUCAUUCAAAAAGUUCUGGACCAGCUUCGAUGUGUACUUUAAGUCUGCAGACUGGCGGCAUAUUUCUUCAUAUUAUCCUUCUAAAUGUUUUUUUAAAAAUUUCUUCAUGAUCCCAUGACAAGGUUUCCUGUGCCCGAAGCAGCAAAUCAACCCCAUAGCAUUAUGCACCCAACACAAUGUUUACCUUGAAACACUGCUUGUAUGAUUGAAGGCUUCCCUUCCAUUACCAGAUAAAAGCAACAUCCGUGUGCCCAAACAGUACUGGUUUUGUCACAUUGGACUAAAGGGGAGAAUUUCAAAACUCUUCACCAUGUUUCAAAUAGUCCCAGGUAAAAUUCAGUCUGGCUUAAAUCUGCUGCUGUGUGAGCAGUGGAAUUUUCCUUGGGUGAUGACCUAGAAGCCCACCAUGAUGAAGUGUCCUCACAACAGUAAUUUUUGAGACUUCAAGCCCAGAAGAGACUAGUUCAGAGACUUUCUUUACAGAGAUCUAGGGAUUCUUUGUGAAAUCUUCCUCUCCAAAUUCUUUGAUAUUUUGCACUUCCAAACAUGUCCAGGUUUAAUUCUAA